Molecule: messenger RNA, 1909 nt
Organism: Meira miltonrushii
Lineage: Eukaryota; Fungi; Basidiomycota; Exobasidiomycetes; Exobasidiales; Brachybasidiaceae
Product: putative aldehyde dehydrogenase
Exons: 1
Coding region: 95-1630 (511 amino acids)
Molecular function (GO): aldehyde dehydrogenase (NAD+) activity
Source: RefSeq, a predicted model, not a curated record
AAGGAUAAGAUAGAGCAAAGCCAUCUUUUCUUUCCUCUUGACCAUCACUUCAUAUUUUCUUCUUUUUCUUCUUCUCCUCUUUUCAUCUCUCAUCAUGCUUCCCUCUCAUGCAGAGCUAAGUGCUCCAAAUGGUUUGAAAAUCAAAGUGCCUACGGGUAUCUUUAUUAAUAACGAAUUCCGUCCGGCAAAGAAAGGAGGUGAAUUAGAAAGCUUUUACCCUGCGACAGGCGAAUUACUCUGUAAAGUUGCUAAAGGUACAGCAGAAGACGUUGAAGAUGCAGUUCAAGCAGCUCGUAAAGCUUACAAAACCGUUUGGGGUCGUAAAAUUUCAGCUUCACAACGUGGUGCGAUUAUGUACAAAUGGGCUGAAUUGAUCGAAAAGAAUAUUGAUGAAUUAGGUACUUUGGAGGCUUUGGAUAAUGGAAAACCAAAAUGGAUGGCUACAACGAUGGAUCUUGCCGAUGCAGCUGGUUGCUUCAAGUAUUAUGCUGGCUUGGCCGAUAAGAUCGAAGGAAGAACGAUGGAACAUGAUGAUAACAUGAAAUUCGCAUUCACUCGUGUAGAGCCAAUUGGUGUUUGUGGUGCAAUCAUUCCAUGGAAUUAUCCGAUCGGAAUGUUAUCCUGGAAACUGGGUCCUGCUUUGGCUGCCGGAAACACAAUCGUUCUCAAACCAGCAGAACAAACUCCAUUAUCUGCUUUGCGAUUGGCCGAACUUGCUGUCGAAGCAGGUUUCCCACCAGGUGUGAUCAAUGUCGUAAACGGAUUAGGACCAGACGUUGGUAAUGCAAUCUCUCAUCAUAUGGAUAUUGAUAAAGUUGCUUUCACCGGAAGCACAAUCACAGGACGUAAAGUCAUGGAAGCAGCCGCAAAGACUAAUUUGAAGAAAGUCACUUUGGAAUUAGGAGGUAAAUCACCUGUUGUUGUCUUUGAUGAUGUUGAUAUCGAAAAAGCAAUUCCUUGGGUCGCUUUGGCAAUGUUGUUCAAUCAAGGUCAAGAUUGUACUGCUGGCUCACGCUUGUUCAUUCAAAAGGGCAUCUAUGCUAAAUUCUUGGCCAAAUUGGUCGAAGCAUUCAAGCAACAUGGUGUAGGAGACCCAUUCUCUGAUGAUACGUUCCAAGGUCCGCAAAUUACAAAACAACAACAAGAAAAGAUUUUGGCCUAUAUCGAAUCAGGUAAACAACAAGGCGCAAAAGUUGAAGUUGGCGGUGAACCAUGGCCAGGAGCAAAAGGUCAAUUCGCAAACGGUUAUUGGGUUGCACCAACAAUCUUUUCAGGAUGCAAAAAAGGAAUGAAAAUCUUUGAUGAAGAAAUUUUUGGACCUGUUUUAGCUGUUGCAUCUUUCGAAACGGAAGAAGAAGUGAUUGAAAUGGCAAACGAUACAAUGUAUGGUUUGGGAGCAGGAAUCUUUUCCGAAAACGGUUCUAGAUGCAUGCGUAUGGUUUCUGCCAUUGAAGCAGGUACCGUUUGGGUGAACAAUUAUGCUCUUUUGAGCAAUGCAGUACCAUUUGGAGGAAUGAAACAAUCCGGUUUCGGUCGUGAAUUGGGCAUCGAAGCUUUGAAAGAGUACACUCAACUCAAAAGUGUACACUGGAACGUCAACGAAACUCUCGAAUGGCCUCCUAAAGCAUAAGAUUUCCUUUUCUCACGAUAUCAUUUGUAAAUUUUUUUGCCAUUCCUAACGAACGAAAUUGUCCUUUUAGUGUGAAUAUAUGUACAGUGGGUAAUUGUCCUGAGGGCGGUAAUAUACAAUGAGAGGAAAGGGUAAAUAGGAUUACAAGAAUGCCACAGUCAUUGACCCAGGUCGAACGACAUCAGUCCAUAAAGCCGGGAAGCCAUCUUCAUCUGUUCUUUUCCAAACCUCUUUGACGGCUUGUCUUGAAGCAUCUGCAACUGCUUCAUUAUGACCAAC